This is a messenger RNA of Procambarus clarkii (red swamp crayfish), 1952 nucleotides long. RefSeq names its product cytochrome P450 2L1. The record is from RefSeq and is a predicted model, not a curated record. Gene Ontology annotation, molecular function: heme binding; iron ion binding; oxidoreductase activity, acting on paired donors, with incorporation or reduction of molecular oxygen, reduced flavin or flavoprotein as one donor, and incorporation of one atom of oxygen. Gene Ontology annotation, cellular component: cytoplasm; intracellular membrane-bounded organelle. Gene Ontology annotation, biological process: xenobiotic metabolic process. Lineage: Eukaryota; Metazoa; Arthropoda; Malacostraca; Decapoda; Cambaridae.
AACAGGCCACAGUUGUCGCCAUGAUAACACAGUGUAGUUACUGAGGAGUGACAGUGUGGUCGUCUCCUUCCCUGCUGCAGCAGUCAGUCACGUCUUGAGAAGGUGUCCAACAUGCUGGUGGAGGCUGUGGUGUGUGUGGCUCUGGCCCUCCUCCUCUGGCACUACUUCAAGGUGCCCGCUGGCAUGCCCCCGGGACGAUGGGGCCUUCCUCUGAUUGGCUACAUCCCAGUGACUAUGAAGUCCCUGUCUGAACACCUGAGCUACAUGCAUAAACAAUAUGGUGACAUCUAUGUGUGGAGGAUGGGGACCCAGGUGGUGGUGGUCCUACACGACUACCUCCUGGUCAAGGAAGCACACAACAGGACCGAAGACUUCGUCGAUAGACCCAACUGGAAGCUACUCAACUUGGGCUCGACAAAGGAAGUUGGUGUGAUAGGUAGCAAUGGGUUUGUGUGGCAGAAGAAUAGGCGGUUCACCUUGCGUCUACUGAGGGAUAUGGGGAUGGGCAAGUCGCUCCUGGUGGAGGCUAUUCAACACCAAGCCUCUAGCCUGGUUGAACAGCUCAAGAAACAAGCCAACAGGCCGGCGCCUGUCCCGCACGCCUUGCAUGUAGCAGUGGUUAAUGUUAUCUGGCAGAUGGUCAAUGGUAAACAGUUUGAACAUCAUGAUCCAAGGUUGGAGAAGUUUCAAGAGCUCACUAAGGACUUGCUGAAGGCCUCAUUCCGGCUGGGCCUGACGGACCUGAUGCCCUGGCUGGAGAAGGUCCUCCCGAGGACCUUCGCAAGGUCCUUCUUCCGUAGAGACUUACUCGAAGACAUGAAGAUAAGAUUCACGAAGUACUUCAAUACCUUGAUUGAGGAGCACCGAACAACGCUGGACGUUAACAACCCUCGGGACUUGAUUGAUGGUUACCUGAUUGAGAUUGACAAGAGGAAGGACGAGCCUGAUGAUUCCUUCAAUGAGUACGACCUGAGCCUGCUGCUGGUGGACUUGUUCCUGGCUGGUAGUGAGACGACCACCACUAGUAUGACCUGGCUGUUCUGCUACCUGGCUAACUACCCCGAGGUACAGAACAAGCUGCAGGCGGAGAUAGACCAAGUGCUGCCACAGGGAACACUGGCCACCCUCGACGAUAAGCUCAGGAUGCCCUACACAGAGGCGGUCAUCCACGAGGUGCUGAGGAAGUCGUCCCUGAUCGCCUUCGGGGUCCAGCACCUGGCCACCAGGGACACGACCCUAGGGACCUACACUAUCCCCAAGGGUACUGUGCUGAGCACCGCACAGGAGUAUAUCCACCACGACCCCCGCUACUGGGACCGUCCUGAGCAGUUCCUGCCUGAGCGCUGGCUGGACCAAGACGGCAAAUUCGUGGCCAAGAAGGAAGGCUUCCUCCCCUUUGGCGUCGGGAAGCGGUCGUGUCUUGGGGAGGGUCUAGCCAGGAUGGAGCUCUUCAUCUUCACCACCACAGUCUUCCAGAGUCUCAGCUUCUCUGCCCCGCUCAACAAGACUGUUGACCUCCACUACGACCGGGAGGUGUUCUUCACUCACGCCCCCAAGACCCAGGACCUCCUCGUCACCAUCAGACCUACAUUCUGAGCUCUUAUAUGAACUCUGAGCAUCUUAUAUAAGCUCUGAACACUUUAUAUGGGCUCUGAACACCUUAUAGGAGCUCUGAACACUUCAUAAAAAGGUGUUAAGAGUUCAUAUAAACUCUGAACACCAUAUAUGAGCUCUCAACACCUUAUAUGAGCUCUGAACACUUCAUAAAAGGUGUUAAGAGUUCAUAUAAACUCUGAACACCAUAUAUGAGCUCUCAACACCUUAUAUGAGCUCUGAACACUUCAUAAAAGGUGUUCAGAGUUCAUAUGAGCUCUGAACACCUUAUCUCUUAAGCCCGUCCUUUGCUGUUGUUGAAGUAAUGAAGAAAUGCAAAAUAAAGCUGUAAAAGCCUU